CGCUACGCUUUCUGAAAGUCCGUACCACCUCAUCCCCUGCCUUACACCUGGUGGUGGAUUCACCCACACUUUACCCCUCGGCCGUGCUACCUCUAUUAUUGUCUCGCCUUCUUUCUCUCUGUAACCCGGUUUUUUUAUCAGGACUGUGUUCUUGAUCCAAGCCCGUUUCUGUCAAGAUUCGUCGACAUUGAAGAAAUAUUGAGUUCGAAGGCUUACUGGUCUACCAUUUUAGUUUCAUUUCUCGUUGAACUUUGGAGGUGUUGUGGGCAGGGUUUUGAUCAUUUUUGGCUGGAUAUUCGGCCUGGGUUCAAGACAUGGGCAUUUGAUCUUAUUAACUUUUAGGGUUGCUGUUUCAAUUAUAGUGUUUUCCUUGUUUCUUUUCCCUAUCAUUUUUUAUGGCGUUCCAGAACAAUAGGGGAGCGCUGCUCCAAUAGGGUUACCUUUAUGAUUAGGAGCUUCACGGCUUCAUGGAGAUUUCUGAAUCAGGAAUUUGAUGCUAGACGCAGCAAAUAUUUAACCUUCACGAAAUAUUUCUUGACGUUCAUUUGCUCUUCCGUGGUGGUGUAACGUCACGUCCAAGGUUUUGCAGGGGCAGCUUCUCAUCCUCUCCUUCUAGAGUACCCAUAAUUUGAUACUUUUAAUCGAGGAGAUUGUUUGUUCGCCACUGGAUGCUGGUAACUUCUGCUUUGUUUUUGAGUUUCGACUUUGUUGGGGAGUUGGUAUUGUGGCUGAAAAUUUGUACGGUUGACUAUUAAUCUCAAAGAACUAUAAGAGAUUGUUCCUUUCUCCCUACUUGAUGGUUGGUUUAGUGUUGAUUUACCUUGCGCAUUGGUGGGCGAAUGUGUUGAAGGCUUGAAGCAAUAAACUUUUAGUGCUCUCUCUGUACCUCUGUCACCCUCUCAGCCUCUCUCACGAGAGAGGACAGUCUUUUAGACAGCACGGGUUAGCUACGGGUUAGUCUUGUAUGGGCGAUCAUGCUGGCUGGGCACAGCCAAGUGGCCUCUUGCCCAAUGGCCUCUUGCCAAAUGAAGUAGCAUCCGUGCCUCGGGUACUUGACCCAGAGAGAUGGUCUAAAGCCGAAGUGAGAACUGCAGAGCUGAUUGCCUGCAUCCAGCCCAACCCACCUUCUGAAGAGCGAAGAAAUGCUGUUGCGGAUUACGUCCAGCGGCUCAUCAUGAAGUGUUUCUCCUGUCAGGUGUUCACCUUUGGGUCUGUACCUCUCAAGACCUACUUACCAGAUGGGGAUAUUGACCUAACUGCCUUCAGUAAGAACCAAAAUUUGAAAGAUACCUGGGCUAGUGAGGUUCGUGAUAUGCUCGAGAAUGAAGAGCAGAGUGAGAAUGCUGAAUUCCAUGUAAAAGAAGUUCAGUACAUUCAGGCAGAAGUGAAGAUAAUAAAAUGUCUUGUAGAAAAUAUCGUUGUAGAUAUAUCUUUUAAUCAGCUUGGUGGGUUAUGUACCCUUUGUUUUCUUGAGGAGGUUGACCAUUUGAUAAAUCAAAAUCAUCUAUUCAAGCGCAGCAUUAUAUUGAUUAAAGCUUGGUGUUACUAUGAGAGCCGUGUGUUGGGUGCUCAUCAUGGACUUAUUUCAACAUAUGCCCUUGAAACGUUGGUUCUAUACAUAUUUCAUGUUUUCAACAAUAACUUUGCUGGUCCCCUUGAGGUGCUCUAUCGUUUUCUGGAGUUUUUCAGUAAAUUUGAUUGGGAUAACUUUUGUGUGAGCCUUUGGGGCCCAGUGGCCAUUAGUUCGCUUCCAGAUAUAACAGCGGAACCUCCACGAAAGGACAGUGGAGAGCUAUUGCUUAGCAAACUCUUUCUUGAUGCUUGUAGCUCAGUCUAUGCUGUUUUCCCUGAUGGCCAAGAAAACCAGGGCCAACCCUUUGUUUCCAAACAUAUCAAUGUUAUUGAUCCUUUACGUACAAACAAUAAUCUUGGACGCAGUGUCAGCAAAGGUAAUUUCUUUAGGAUUCGUAGUGCCUUCGCGUUUGGAGCUAAAAGGCUAGCCAGAUUACUUGAUUGUCCAAAAGAAAACUUGAUUGCUGAAGUCAAUCAAUUCUUCAUGAACACAUGGGACAGGCAUGGAAGUGGUAACCGCCCGGAUGCACCAAGUUCUGAUUUACGGUGCUUGCGACCAUCAAACCCAGAUCGAGUGGAUGGGUCUGAGAAUCAAAGGAACUAUUCAAGCAGCAAGAAGAAGAGUGAGAAUGUGGGAGGUCAUGAAUCUGAGACUGAGGGGAGGAACACAUUCCAUGGAAUGCCUUCUCAACAAAGUGCUCACCCUUCAGAAGGCAUGUCUAGGACCAGCCAUGUGUCGGCAGUUUCUCGUACUCAAAGCCAAAAGAGUUGUGGCAACGUAAACAGAUCAAGAAUCUCUGAUCAAAUUGCACGGAAUAAUAGUGGGAAUGAGAGUGCACAUAACGAGAAGAGUCAGAGGAGUUCUAAUUAUUUGGUGAAUGAAGUGCAGGGAAGGUAUCAAUUUGCAAGGACACGUUCUAGUCCUGAGCUUACAGACACAUCUGCUGAAAUUUCAACACGAGGAAGGCGUAACAGGGUGCCAGAAACAGUGAAAAACCAAAUCACUUCUGCAAGGCAGGAUUAUAGCAGGAGGAAGAACUUGGUUGGUGAAGUUUCAGGAAGUCAUAGUGCAAGAUCUUCUAGUGAUGAUCCAUCAUCAUUGCAGCAUAGCUCAUCACAUCAAAGCCUUGAUGCUGCUGCUGAUUCAAACAGUGUUUCAAAUAGUUACAAUGAUGAAAAUGGCUUGGGUACCUUGAGUGAGGGGCUUUCAUCUGUUGCUGAGACAAUGGAGAUGCAUCAGGAAGAGCAAGACCUUGUGAACAUGAUGGCGGCUUCCAGGGUCCAUAGUUUCAAUGGACAAAUACAGAUGCCAAUGAAUCUAGCUUCUGCUCACCUACCUCUUCCUAUUUCACCUUCUGUUCUAGCUUCGAUGGGUUAUGCUCAAAGAAAUUUGGCUGGAAUGGUCCCAUCGAAUAUUCCCUUGAUUGAGCCUCCUUGGGGCUCAAAUCUCCAAUUUGCUCAAGGUCUGGUUUCUUCACCAUUCUCCCAUUAUUUCUCUAACGUUGGCUUGGCUUCUAAUCCGGAGGAGACAGUUGAAACUGGUAACGAGCAUUCAGAUUUCACAGAAAUGAAUCAGGAGGAUGGUGAUCAUGGUUUCUGGCACGAGCAAGAUGCAGGUUCGACCAGAGGGUUCGAUGCUGAUAAUGGAAGUUUCCAGGUGCUACCAGUGGAUGAAAAGCAACAGCCAACUUCUGUAGGAUUUAAUUUUGUUCCUUCAUCUCAGGUUAGUAGCUCUGGCAGUUCAUUUAUGAGACCUCAACAGAACUUUGUCAAGGAAAGCAGAGGGUUGGUAAGGGAAGAUCAUGGUGAUAGUUUUCAGUACCAACACAACAGAGGCAGUGAGAUGUACUCCACCGACAGAAAUGCUAGUUUGAGGUUUGUACCUCCUUCACAGACUAGUUCUUCAAGAAGUAGACCGUCUUCUGAGAGUUCCUGGGAAGCAUCAUCUCUGAAGGUCUCAAAGUCAACAAGAGAGAAGCGUGGAAGGAAAACAGUUCCCUCUGCAGCUCCAGCUACUGGUUAUGGAAAGGGAAAGACUGGGUGGCAACAUGAGGGUUUGUCGGUUGAUCAUGUUUCUGGUCAGUCGGAUGAGGAUAACAGAGACUGGAUUCCUCUGUCAACCGCGAGUAAUGAAAUUGCAGAAAGAAGCACAGGAUCCACAUCUGUGGCCUCUCCACAUGUUCGAAAUCAUCAAAUAGCUGGUUAUGAAUCAGCACAGAUCAGUGGAUCAGAUUCAAUGAUACCCAUAGCUCCCAUGCUUGUGGGUUCAGGUUCUCGACAGAGAGCCAUGGAUAAUUCUGGGGUGGUACCCUUUGCAUUUUAUCCAACAGGACCUCCAGUUCCAUUCCUCACAAUGCUUCCGGUGUACAAUUUUCCAACUGAGACAGGAAAUAGUGAUGCAUCCACGAGCCAUACUGAUAGAGAGGAAAGCCUAGAUGGCAGCCGUAUAAACCAGUCUCAUCAAAAUUUUGAUUUGACUGAGAGCCUUGCUCAUUCAGAGAUCCUCAGUAAUUCUAAUUCUAUGAAAGGUGCUGAUUCUGGGGAGUCUACUGAGGAGCACAAUUCUGAUAUUCUUAACAGUGACUUUGCUAGCCAUUGGCAAAAUCUGCAGUAUGGACGGUUCUGCCAGAACCCACGGUAUCAUGGACCUCUUAUAUAUCCUUCACCUGUAAUGGUACCGCCUGUGUAUUUACAGGGACAUUUCCCAUGGGAGGGUCCUGGAAGACCUCUUUCUGCAAAUGUGAACCUUGUCACACAGCUCAUGAAUUACGGCCCUCGUCUUGUUCCAGUUGCGCCGCUCCAACCUGGUUCUAAUAGGCCUGCUAGUGUUUAUCAGCGUUAUGGUGAUGAAUUCCCUAGAUAUCGUGGUGGUACUGGGACCUAUCUGCCAAAUCCUAAGAUUCCAUUCCGGGACCGGCAAGCAUCUACUACCAGAAACCACAGAGGGAGUUACAAUUAUGAUCGAAAUGACCAUCAUGGAGACAGGGAAGGGAACUGGAACAUAAAUUCGAAACAACGGGCUACUGGACGCAGCCACAGUCGCAACCAAACUGAGAAGCCAUCCUCAAAGCCAGACCGCUUGGCAGCUAGUGAUAGUCGAGCCGAUAGACCAUGGGAUUCAUACAGGCAUGAUUCGUACCCUUCAUAUCAGUCCCAGAACGGUCCAUUCAACUCCUCCAGCUCAUUGCACAGUGGCUCUAACAAUGUAGCGUAUGGCAUGUACCCCUUGCCGUCUGUGAACUCUAAUGGCGUCACACCAACAGGACCUGUUGUCAUGUUGUAUUCCUAUGAUCACAACAGUGGUUAUGGUUCACCUGCUGAGCAGCUUGAGUUUGGUUCUCUUGGACCAGUGCAUUUUUCUGGUGUAAAUGAUGCAUCACAUCUUGGGGAAGGAGGAUCAGCUAGGAGUGUAUAUGAGCAGCAAAGGUUCCGAGGAUCUCCUGCACGAUCCUCACCUGAUCAGCCAUCUUCACCUCAACUUCAUAGAUUGGCGGCCCAGAGGAAUUAUCAAUUGAAGGAUGAGGAUUUCCCACCUCUGUCAUUUCCGAACGAGGGGGUUAAUGGUGGUGGGAACAAUUAUAAUGGCAAACCUUCACAUUAUCAUGCCUUCUUAUUCUCACCUCACUCCUAAAAAAGGAUCUGGGUCUGGUGCCCAAGGGUUUUCUCCCUGUAUAUUUCUCUCAUAUAUAAGUGGACACCCUUUCAUACUAGAGUAGUGUUUGUAUGUACACUACAAAAGUCAAUUUUUUUAACCUACACCUAUAUUACAGGCAUAGAAAAGGAUGAUGGAAGGGAAAUGGGGGUAUUCUUAUUAUUUUGUUCUCUUCCC
Telopea speciosissima is the source of this 5401-nucleotide messenger RNA. RefSeq lists its product as uncharacterized. The record is from RefSeq and is a predicted model, not a curated record. The transcript is spliced from 9 exons. The coding region runs from base 965 to 5203 and encodes 1412 amino acids. NCBI's taxonomy places the organism in Eukaryota, Viridiplantae, Streptophyta, Magnoliopsida, Proteales, Proteaceae.